Molecule: messenger RNA, 969 nt
Organism: Mesocestoides corti
Lineage: Eukaryota; Metazoa; Platyhelminthes; Cestoda; Cyclophyllidea; Mesocestoididae
Source: the annotation of a GenBank genome assembly
GCUUUUCUUUUCCUUCUUUUCAUCCUCCUCCAUCUAUGUUUCCUCCUAAAUCUCGUUUUUCUCCCACUCAUAAUCUGUCUUGUCAUCUUCUUGCCCUCGUCGUCGUCCUCUUACUCCUCCUCCUCCACCUUCCUCCCGAAUGCGGAUAACAUCGUCGCUUGUCAAGACUCCAUGUGGGUUGUUUGCGCGUGGCAAGUUGCGCUGGCUGAGUUGUGUCAGCGCACCAAAAAACGAGCCGUGGCCGCGUCUGAAUUUGCAAAAAAGGACUGUUGCGCUGCCAUCGUCUUGUUUUAUCUUCAAAAGGAUCUUAUUUUAAUCAGCCGACUUGUUUAUCACCCGUGGACAGUUGAAUUCGACUUUAAUCUGGUUAAUCUAUGCAAAUUCAACGAUAUUUUGACAAAACACUUGGGUGUCACUUUGACAGUUCGAGCUCUUGAUGGCAGUCACCAGCUGGGCGUUCGCCAGGGUGAGCCAAUUCCACAGGUUCUGCAAGUGGUCGCGGUCAAUGGUUACCCGGUUGCCACAAGAAGCGGUCAGGAUGUUAUAAUCGCUACUUCGGCGCACCCAUCUCUCAAUCAGCUUCAGCAUCACCAGCAACGCUGCUGCUCUCAGCCCCAUCUGCAGCCAUCACACGCUUCGGUACCCGCGGGAAUUUAUACCUCUGGUGGCGAUCGGACCCUCAUCGAUCAGGAGGGCACGGUACGUCGCCUGAGUUCGGCUCAGCGCGAACGUCUCAGUCAAGAUCUCGCCGUCGUGCAAACCAAUCUACACAUCCUCAACGACAUGCUAACCGAACUUCAACCUGACGCGAUUUCCUCCGACGACCUUGAGCUCUUACAGGACCUACAUGGAACUUGUCGGAUGAUGCAGCAAAGAGUUGCUGACUUUCUGUCUCAAGUCGCUGAUGAUGCGGUGACAUUGACGCUCAUCCAACUCAACGACGAACUGAACAGCGCUUUCCAGCGGUGA